AAAAAAAGAUUUUUUUAACAAUUAAGAUAAACAGCAAAAAUAAAAGUGAAUUAUAGAAAAUCUUUAAAAUUUCAAAUUUUUUGAAAAAGUGAAUCAAAAUUAACUAUCAAAAUAUUAAUUCAAAUCAGUGAAAAUCAGUGAAUAUUUCAAAAACCUACAGGAAAAUUUCUCAAAUCUCAUCAAGAAAGUGAAAAAAUCUUAAAUCACCUCACAAAUAAAUCUAUAAAAAAUGCACACAAAGAUAAAAAUUUCUCAUCAUUUUGGCUAGAAAAAUAUAAAAAAAAGUUCUAAAGUGAAAUUUUUAUUUAAUAUUGUGAUUCAUCCGGGUGAUGUUAAUCUUAAAUGAUAAUGUCGUGGAUUUAUGGGAUGAUUUUCAUCCUCAUUCAGAUAUCAUCGGAUUCAGUGAUAAGGAAUCAACAUGUUGCUUAUGCAACUCCAUUGCAAUCAGUUCAUGUGCCAUCGCAAAUAAAUUCAUUUAUACGCCAUUGGGAGCCUGCACACUUCAAUCGCGAUGCGUUAGAGCAAGCACAUCGUGCACACGAGUCAAAUCGAAGGAGGAAACGAGAGAUCAAUUACAAUCACUUUUCACCACAUUAUGGAUCGACAAAUGUCAUCAAAUUCAACUUCAAUGCUCAUGAUAGAGAGUUUCGCAUUGAAAUGAGAGAAGAUCCAACGUCGGUAUUUUCUUCUGACAUUCUUAUUGAAGGUACUGAUGGGCCCCUCGACUAUGACAUCUCUCGUGUGUACAGUGGGAAACUUGAAAACGAUGAAAAUUCUCACGUACACGGCGUGCUAACAGCAGACAAUUUAUUCGAUGGUACAAUCACGACUGGAAUGGAACAAUAUUACAUCGAACCAUCAGAUAAAUAUUCCGAAGAAUUAGGAAAGAAUGGCGUACAUACAAUAAUUUAUAAAUUGAGUGAUGUGAAGAUGGAUGUGCAUAAACAUAAUACAGAUAAGAGUGAUCAUGAGACGCAUUGUGCUAGUGAAAAAUUAUAUAGAAAAAUGAAGGAAAGUGAUGAUGAUGAAAAUGAUAAAAGUUUUCUAUAUAAUCAUUAUAAAGUGAAUGAAAAGUCUGAUAUUAAUAAUCCUUAUAAUAAUAAAUUUAAAUUAUCAAAUCAUUAUGAUAACGGUCAUGAUGAAGACAUAAUUAGUAGCAGCAGGAGAGGCAAUAAUCAGGGUAAUGCUGACACUGCUCAUAAGCGCAUGAAACGAUGGCUAAAGUCACGAGAUCGACACGAGCCUCCACUUCCAUUGGAUUUAGAGACACCCUACAACACCCGCUUAAAUAUAAAUGUUAAUAGUGAAAAUAAUGAUGAGGAUGAUGAUGAUGACGAUGAUCAAUAUCAAAGUGAUCAAGCGCCAUCGCCAACAAUAGCAACUUCGAAUAAUAAUCAUCGAAAUAUUUUAGUCAACAGUUACAAUCCGAAUAGUGAUUAUAAUUUACGUAAUAUUAUUACAAAAACCAAUCGUAAUGUGCUGUCAAAUGUCUUUAGUGACGGCACGAAUCGCAUAAAUAAUAAUUUUACAGCAACGAAUCAGCAGAUGAAUGUAAAUUCGAGGCCUAAUCAUAAGACUCAUGUUGAGCUUAUAACGAAAAAUGGCCCAACGAAGAAGCCAAAUAUUAUCAGUAACAAUUAUAAUCCUGACUUGAUAUAUGCCAAUAAUAAUCCGCCUCAAAAUAAUAAUAAGCAUCAUCCAAACAACAAUCAAUAUCCGCAUUUAUAUCAUCCGCAACAUAAUGUUAAUUCGAAUAUUAAGAACGAUAUUAUGGAUAUGAUGAAUACGAAAGCAACGACAAGUGGAUCGUUGGCUGAUCGGAAGAGCACGUGUAUGUUGUAUCUGCAGGCAGAUCAUACGUUCUUUCAGAAACUUGGUUCGGAUGAGGCGAGCAUUGAGGCAAUAACGAGACAUGUUCAGCGUGCUAAUGUGAUUUAUAAGAAUACAGACUUUAAUAGCGAUGGAAAACCUGAUAAUAUAACAUUUAUGAUCAAGCGUAUAAAAAUUCACAACUCGAAUGCAUUAAAGGAUCCAUCAUAUCGCUUUCCAGGCAACUAUGGUGUAGAGAAAUUUUUGGAAUUAUUCUCAGAGGAAGACUACGAUCAAUUUUGCUUGGCGUACAUGUUCACCUAUCGAGAUUUCGAAAUGGGAACUUUGGGACUUGCAUGGACAGGCGAUUUAAAAAAUGCUGGCGGUGUUUGUGAGAAAAAUGGGCACUACCGCGGCUCGUUAAAAUCAUUGAACACUGGCAUUGUAACAUUAUUAAAUUAUGGCAAACAUGUACCGCCAGCUGUGAGUCAUGUUACGCUUGCUCAUGAAAUUGGACAUAAUUUUGGAUCUCCGCACGAUCCAGAUCAAUGUACACCUGGCGGUGAAGAUGGUAAUUUCAUAAUGUUUGCGAGGGCGACAUCGGGAGAUAAAAGGAAUAAUAAUAAAUUUUCACCGUGUUCACUGAAGGCUAUUGAGCCGGUUUUGAAUGCGAAGGCACGUAGCAGCAAAGGAUGUUUCACAGAGCCGACACAAUCCAUAUGUGGUAAUGGAGUUGUUGAGCCAGGUGAACAAUGCGACUGCGGUUGGGAAGAGGAUUGUAAAGAUGACUGUUGUUAUCCGAUGAAUCGUCAUCCAGCCUACAAUGAACGUCCAUGUACAUUGCGACCAGACAAAGUAUGCAGUCCAUCGCAAGGACCAUGUUGUACUUCUAAGUGCUCACUGAAGUAUGGCGAUAAGUGCAGAGACGAUAAUGGAUGCCGUGAGCCAAGUUAUUGUGAUGGAAGAUCUGCAAUCUGUCCACCAUCGGUCAAUAAACCGAAUAAGACCAUUUGUAACAAGGAAUUUGUAUGCUAUAUGGGAGAAUGCACGGGUUCAAUUUGUCUCGCAUAUGGAUUAGAAUCAUGUCAGUGUAUACCCGGUGAGAAUGAUCCAAAAACAAAAUCAUGUGAGCUGUGCUGCAAGAAGCCUGGCGAGAAUCAGGAAUGUAAAAGUUCAUUUGAAUGGAAUAAAGUACCAUAUGAUGUUCCAGACAUGUAUUCAAAACCGGGAACACCAUGCAACGAGUACAAUGGAUAUUGCGAUGUAUUCCAACGAUGUAGGGAGGUCGAUCCCUCAGGACCGUUAGCGACAUUGCGGAAAUUACUAUUGUCGGAGGAAAGCAUAGCGUCGUUUAAAAAAUGGGUCAUCAGCAAUUGGUAUGCUGUUAGCUUAAUCAUUGUUGCCGUAUUUGCACUGCUGAUACUCAGCACACGCUUCCUGGGCAAGAAAUCAAACUUAAAAUUAAAGACUGUAACAAUAAUUCAUAGUGCAACCACGGAGACAGUGCGAUUACCUGACGACAACAAUGGGGUCAUCGUUCAUACAGCGGUGAGAACAAAAGUUCCACUCAAGAAGAAAGUUCGUGGCGAGCAAAGGAAAAAGAAGUCCCAACAAAAAGUUAUCAUUCCACCAAUUCUGCCCCAAAAGGAUGUAAUUCAAUCCAAUGUCACAUCGAAUACCGUAAAUCCAACAUUGCCCGUGUCAGCGACAUCCAUUAAGCCAUUAAGUCGCAGUCAAAAGAAAUCUCUUGAAAGUCCCAAGAAACUUUUACGAAGGAAGAAGAAGCAGCAUCGACAAGUGAACGGUCCUGAUGAUAAUUCUGGUCAAAUGAAAGUCAAAGAUGAUCAGCAGCAGCAGCAGCAACAACAACAACAACAAUUGCCAAUUAAGCCUCAGAGAAAACCAAAAAAGAAGCCAUCGUCCUCAUCGUCUAAGCAUAAAGAAAUUAUCGAUUAUUCAAAUCCCGAAUCACAUACAAAUACAUUCGGUAAAGUACAGAAAUGGCUUCUCGAAUCACCAAUUGUAUUAUCGGCAGCAUCACAAAUUGAGCAUGCAUCGAAAAUAUCAAAUAUGAUGAAUAAAUCACAUUCAACACCUGAGCAUUUGGCAAGUGUCCAACAGCCACAGCAGCAACAACAACAACGUUCACCAAUAAAUACCGCAAAACCGAAAGGAACAACAACAGCAGCAAAAUCGACAAAUAAUCUAAAUGAUAAAGUACGACUGCAGGUUGUCUAUAAGCCACCAUUUAAAUUCUCAUUGAAAUUCUCGAAAAAUAAGAAUAACAUCAAGACAAACGUUGUUAGUGCUGAUAAAAAUAAAAUGUUGUGGCGUCAGCAACAACAACAGCAACAAAGAAAUUCCCUCGAGGAUCCAUCUCGUUCACGUCGUGCUGCACUCCUAAUUCGAUCAGCAACCGAGGAUAUAAGCAAUCAACUGGUUCAGUCAAAUGAUGAGCCAUUGUAUGAGACACUCAGUCAUCCACCGAAAGUCAAGCAUCCGCCACAGCCAAAUUAUGAAAAUUUACCGACAACAUCAUCAACAGCAAAUUUAAUUGAUGCAUCAAUGAACAAUUCGAUAUCAUCGCCAAUCAAUACAGCAACAUUUCGUGUUAAUAAGAGUGCCAGUGGCAGUAAUAUAAAUAAUCAUCGUAAUUUGCCUGUGAUAUCAACGCCCAUAUUGAAUAGUAAGAGUCGAAGUCAUCAGCGUGUUAGUCAAAAUAAUUUAAGACGAUCGAGUAUUGGUAAUAGUGGAAGUAGUGGUAAUUUAAUGAAAUUUGGUGGUAGCUCACAAAAUUUAACGAGAUCGAGUACAACAAAUCUCACAAAACAUACUCAACGUGAUGGCAUUAAACGUCGUGCAAGCGACAUGAAUCGUAGCAGUACGACAAACCUUAAUAAAUACAAUCGACAUAAUAGUAGUAAUUCCAAUUUGCGGCGCGAUGGUUCUAACAUGGACGUCAAUUCGAGUCCAUCAAGUGAAGAGUAUAAUCCAGUAAGUAGCAAUGAGAGGAAGUCUCAUAGCAGGAAGAGCAGCAUGAAUGUUAGCAACAGUAAAUUAAAUCAGUUGUCUAAAACAUACAGCAACUCAAAUUUAGUCAAUAACAUAAACAAUAAUACAUGCAGCAGUAAUGGAUCGACUGCCAUCUGUCCCGUGCAGGGAUCAUCGCGCCGCGAAAGUUUCAAUAAUAAUAUACCACGUGCUAGUCUAAUAAAUUCAAUUACCAAUAUAAGUAAUCCAUUCCAACGUCAAACAUCAUUAAAGCCAACACAACCGUUAUCACAUUCGAGUCGUAUGAUGAUUGAUGAACUUAAUAAGAACCGUCCACAGACAUCAUCAUGUGAUAGCUCAAUGUUUAAGAAUUUUGAAUGGCCCAAAGUAUUAACGACACAACGUUCAUUGCCAGCCGAAAAUGCUGGGCCUCAAUCUGAUCUUGAAGUUAUGGUUUCUGAUGUAGAAAAUCUUAUGAACGAUAGCUAGGAGCUACUAAUAUCCCGCUUUUUUAAUUUCCUUUCGUCAUCCGCAUCGUCAAUAUUUCAGUUUUAUUAAAUUCUCGUCCCUUUUAACUGCCAAUUUAUAUCGGACACUGUCAGUUCUUCACUCAACAAUUUUUUUAUUUUUAUUAUUUUAAGCUCAUAUUGUGUAACUUAAUUUAAUUUAUUUCUUCAUGGCUUCUUCACAUUUGUGGCUCGUGUGCGGAUGGUUUUGGGAUAUUGAUUUGAGUUUAAUGAUCGGAAUUGAAUGUGAUUUGAUGAGAAAGUUUGGGACUGAAUUUAAAUUUCAAUAAGGAUUAUUAGAAGUUACUAUAAUGAGGAAUGUUGUGCUCGGUGGUCUUUUGGUAGCCACCAUCUUGAUAAUCCAGUUGGAUACUACCCAGAAUUUUCUACGAAUUUAAAUCAAGCCUUUAAAUUUAAUAAGCACAAGCUUAAAAUAACAUCAAAUCUAAUUUUCAAUCAUCUAUUUCACAAGCAAGCAUUAAAAUAAAAUUAGAUUCUGCCUAUAAAGCCUUAAGGCUGAUAUAAUCUUAAUAAACAUUCUCGUUUUCCAUGAAAUCUAUUUAAAAUGAUUCAGGGGUGUAGCUAGGAAUUAAAUUUGGAAGAUGCGGGUCUCAAAAAAUUUCUAACAAUUCAAAGCAAAGUCUUGACUCGAAAUCGCUCUUCUAGCUGCGUCCUGGCAACGAUCCAUUUUCAUCAAUACCAACCUUGAUUUUUGGAUUUAAAAAAAUAUUCAAAUCGCAAUUCUGUACUUACAAUUGCCAAAAUAGAAUGAAAAUCCCAAAAUCAAUCGCACCAAGUGAAGAGGCCUUGAACCAACCUUAAGCGGGAAAAAAAUCCAUUUUUAUGACUUUUUUGCGCGUAUUGUCAUAAAAAAUAUACAUUUUUUAUGUGCCAAUAACAUUUUUAUUUUAUUUUCAUCUCUCAUGUCCUUCUGUGUACGGAAUACAAUAAUAAUAAUAAUAAUAGUAAUAGUAUUAAUCUUAAUUUUUCAUUUAUUUAUACAUAGCAUGUACAUAAAUAUUAGAUAAAUUAUUAAAUUGAUUAGAUUUAAUUAUCGCAUCAAAAACAUUCACACAUAAAAUGGAUGAAAGGAGAACAAAAGCUGUAAAUUAAUUUUGAGUGUUGAGCAGUGCUGUUCAUGAAGACAAUUGAAAUUGCAUAAUUGGAAGCUAGUAUGUAAAAAUUUGAAAAUUAAUAAAUUUUUUUUAAAUCAUUAAAGCUGCAUUUACUGCCAAAAAAGUAAAAAUCCAACAUAAUUUGAGCAUCACUGAUUAAACUCAACGUCGCAUCAUAGCAAGAAAAUACUAAAUAUGACAUAAACAUGCAAAAGUUGAAGACUCAAUGAGCAUAAUAAGUACAAGUGUGAUCAAAGGAUAUAGAAAGAAGAUAACGAUGACAAAAAAUAUCAAAUGAAUAUGAAUGUUCAUAUUUAUAAAUAGCAAAUUGACAUUUCCAGUCAUUACAUUCCUCUCAAAAGCUCAUCUUUCUCGUUCUCGUAUUGAAUUUCUACAUUUGAAUAUGAAUCAAGUUUAAGAAUGUAUCGAGUUGAUAUUCUUGGUAAUGUGAGGAGUGGAUAUGAUGACGUAGAUUCAGAUGGGAAAUGUUUUGAAUUUCUUUGUAAGAUUUUGAUUCAUUUGACAAGUUCUACAUGAGCUUAAACCCUCCGGUUCAGCCCUACAGUAAGCUAUACAUGUGUAGCUAACCCCCAACUAUAUCCAAAACUUCCAAAAACUUCGCCUUCUUAUCAAAACCAUCCCAAAACUUACAUGACGAAGAACUUAACACCAGAAAAUACUUACAAAUCCCACAACAUGUUCAGUUGUGCUGAGAUUCUCAACACAUUCAACUAGAAAAUUUUUUAAUUGAGUUAAUUGAGUUGAAUGAAGAAGAUUUUCUGUAAAUUGUAAAUAAAGUGUUCUUAAAAAACGUACUUGAAAGCUUUUCCAACUGCAAUUAUGUCAGUAAGUGGAUGUGUUUAAUUAUAGAAAUUUUCAGAAAAAUUUUGUUAUUUCUGAUAGAAACGUUUUUGAGGAAGUUUGAAGAAGAUUUGAGUGCUUCGGGGUGGUUAAUUAAAUGGAGAUUAAAGGAAGAGUUUUUAAUUUUGUUUAAAUUUAUUUUAAAAUUAUCGAAAAUUCUUGGAAAAAAAAUUAAUCAAAAUUUUUCAAAACUUCCUCAUUUCAAUUUCAAAGCACAUGGAAGAAAUAUUCAAAAAUCAAAUAACAACUUCAACAUCACAUGCUUUCUAAGAACAUCAAAAAAAAAUAUUUUUCACAAAUUUCCCCAUAAUUUCCUCCAUCAAGAAAUUUUCACAUCAUCUAAAAGCACAUACACACAUGUGAGAAUUGCCUGAUAAAGUAAAAUCAAUUGUACAGCACACGUGUGCUUAACUGACAAGCAAUUUGACGUGUAAAUUUAUCAAAAAUUUAGUCAAUCAUCUUUCGCAUCACUUUAUUUGCUAUUUGUGGAACGAAAAAUGCGAAAAUAAAUUUACUUUACGUGGUAAAAUCAAUGAAUGUGUAUGGGGGGAUGUUGUUUACUGAUCGAACCUCUUUUUGGAUUUUCUGAGAAAUAUUUUGCAGGAAAAAUUCUUUAAAAGCUUCAAUUUUCAAGAUUUACUUAAAAAAAACCAAAUUCUCGUCUUUUCGGAUGAAAAAUUCCAAUGAAAUCAAAUUUAAAAAGAUUCUUUGUCUCAACAAAUUAAUCAAAAAAUUCCCCAACAUUAAUGAAACUCCCAAACAUACUCAAAACUUCCAAGAACAUUUCAAAAAAUUUUUUCCCAAUUUUUGUGCAACAUCAUGUUACAUAAAGACCGAACAUGAACAACAACAAUUUUUUAAUGAAACAAGACAAAAUUAAGCUUAAUAAAGCGUAAAAGAACAAAAGAAUGACGAAGAGAUGAGAAUGAGAGCUAAAAGCCCAUAUCACAUGUAACUGUACACGAAGAAUAAAAGAAAGUAAAAAGAAAAGAACGGAGAAACACCUUAUUUUGACAUAAGAAUGACGACGAUGUGUAUUUAAGGCAUGUACAUGGGAAACAAUCAUAAAACGAUUUCUUGAAGCUGGCAGAAGAACUGGUUUUUUGGUGUACUGAUGGGGAUUUUUUGAGUCAUUUUGGGAGGAUGGAAUUUUUAUUUUGAGGGAAAUUUAGUCACUUGAACAAUCGGUAAGAAGUCUUAGUCAUGCAAUGAUACCUCUUGGAUCUUGAUCUAUACCCUGUCUGCAAGAUUCACUUCAAUACGGCUCAAUUAAGCAGACUGCUGCAACACAAGUCAUCUCCAAUCCUUCAAUACUUUAACCUUAGCAACAUAAAAAGCGCCACAUCCACUCCAAAACACCCAAAGUCAUCCAAUACUUGAUUUAUGUUCAACUUAAGAAUUUUUUUCCAUCAAUUAUUUUAAUGGAAAAGAAUUUAUUUUUUUUUUCGUCGUCAUCUUCAUUUCAUUACCAGAAAGAAGAAAUAAAAAUAACGCGGGAAAGAUGAGUCGUGCCAAGAACAUAAAACAAAAUUAUGGAGUUUAUGAGAGAAUGAAUAAAGACAAGAAAAUGACAAAAGUAAAACAUACACACAAUUAAUUGAAUAUUGCACGCAAUUUAAGAAAGAAAACAGAUAAUUAUCAUUAAAAUGAAAAUUGCUUGAAAUUUGUGAUAAAUGUACCUAAAAAAAAGUUCACAGACACACACACACGUACAUAUGUAGAUAAUGAAUGAAUGAUAAUUGACUUAAAAUUGUUCUCAUUUUGUAGAAUUUUAAAAGACGAUUAGGAAGUGAUGUAUGAAAUAAAAUAGGAGCUUCUAUCACUGCUGAAACUGCUAUUUCACAUCCUGAUAAGCAUUAACUGUUUUGCUACUCAUAUCCGAUGAUGUGUGCAAUUUUAUAACUAUAGAAAUAUCCUCGUGUAUGCUAAGUGACUUAGUUAAAAUUUAAAAGUAUGGAAAUUAAAUUGAAAAAUAAUUGAAUAAUUUUCCAGCAAGGAAAGUUUUUGAAACAAGACUUAAAAGCUGUCGGGAUGGAUGCUGAGGUGAAAUUUGAGGACUUCAUAAUUCAAAACUUAAAAAUUCGUUAAAAUUCAAAUUUAUUUUGACGGUUUCCUCAAUCGACAAACAAACUCUUGUUCGAUUAAUCAUACAAUACUUACUUCUUAAAUUCAAUUUAAUUGCAAUCAUGAUAUUUCAACUAUUCUACUUAAACAUCAACUGCUUAGCAGUGCCUUCUUUAUAAACUUAUUUUUAUUGUAGUUCACUUUAUAUGUAAAACUUAGAAUGGCUUUAAUAAAUCAAUCAAAGAGGAAGAAAACUAGUCUAAUGAAUUUAAAAAAUUUAUUUAACCUCAAAACAUUUUUUCUGAAAAGUUUGAGAUUUUUAAAUAAAUCUGACUCAACUUUUUGCUUGAAUCUUGUUGAAAUUAUAUUUAAUCAAGUUAAGGAACCUACUCAAUGGGUACUUUAGACACCUCCCCAUCAGUAAUACUUUAAAAAUCAAAAAAUCUACAGUUUCUUCAUUCAAUCUUCAAACCAUUCAUCACUAAUCCACUCGACAGUGUCCUUCAAUACUAUAAAAAAUAUCAAAAAAAAAAAAUCCAAUUAUAUCGUAAGUCAUUUGAUACAAAAAAGCGAAUAUAGGAAGAUAUCAGAUACAUAAACAAUAUAUGAUGACGAUAACUGUCAUUGUUAUACUCACAUCCAUUUAUAAGAGAGAACUAUUGAUAAAUAAUAUCAUAUAUAUCACAUACUGCUGUCCAACAAUCAAUGAACGACAAAUACGAAAAUUGAGUGUAUUUUGAGAUAAAAAUAUAUGAAAUUAAAUUUUGUUUAAGUUUGUGAUUUUAUGGGAGGGGUGCUAUUGGAUGUGGGAGUGGAUUUUUAGAUGAAUUUAAUUCCAGGAUUCAAAUCUAAUUUUAAAAUCAUUUAAACUCAGUCUAAGCUGAGGGAAGAUAAUGAAUUUUAUUUUUUAAAAUUUUAAUCCCCAUCUCAAAUGGAUCAAUUUAGAAUCUCAAGACUAUAAUUUCAUCCUUUUCUUGAGCAAAUUAAUUUUAAAUCUAGUAAAACUUCCAUUUCACUUCCACAAUCAAUUUAAAACAUUUUCUCUUUAUAAAAUUCAUAAUCUCUCCAUCCAAUGAACUAAAUCUCAAAAACUCUCGACACAAUAACAAUAAAGUAAGUCUUAAACUCAUCGACAAAUGCUUCGACAAGAGCUGUAAGCAAAAAAAUAAUACGAGAAAAAGAGGAAUUUUUUUUGCAUAUCAAAAAAGAUAGAAAUGAAAUUUUAUUUUGUAAAUGACAGGUAUUUUCAGCAAAAAGAACUAUAAGCACUACCAGAUUAAAAUCCAUAAGCUCCAGGCUGAAGAUUUUGAAUAAAAUUUUAUAGAUCUAAAAAGAAAAUGAAUUGAAAUGCAAAUUUUUAAAUGAGUUGAGGAAGAUAUUGAGAUUUUCAUCAACUUAACCAGUCUCAACAUCUUACUCUCAACAUUUACAUUUCCAAAAUGAAAAUUCUGAAUGAGAAACGAAACAAAGAAAAACAUUCAUGCUUAGAUGAAUAUUAAAGUCUAAUUUUAUGUGUGAAAAUGAAUUAAUUUCUUCCAAAAUUUGUAAGCGUGAACGAACACGAAAAAGAAAUAUUUUUAAAAAGAAAAACGAAAUCAACAAUAAUUAAAAAGUAACUAAAAAAGUGCUAUCCUGCAAAAACUAAUGCAAAGAAAAAUCUAAAAAAAUUAUUUUUAAAAAAGAGUGUCUAUAAAAACUUUCUACUUAGUCAAAUUAAUUUUUUGGUUUUAUUUUUUUUGGAAAUUUGGAGUGAAAAAAUUGAGGUGAAAUUCAACAAAAAGUGGAAGUUGGGUCCUUUUGGCAAGAUUAAAAAUCUUGCAAAUUAAAAACUUUAUUCAAAAAUUUAAAGACCCAAAACUACAUAAAAUAGGUCUUGAAUUCACGAGAAAAUCUUUAAAUAUAGAAUUUAAUUAAAUUCUGCAUAUGAUCCUAUUCAGACAAUGAAAUAUCAACCACAGAAAUCAUCAAAUAUUCCUAAUCCACUUUAGUUCAUAUUCAAACCUCUCAACUCCACAAAAAGAGUGAAUAACAAUAAAAAAGCUUCCAUCUCACUUAUUUCAUGAAAAAAGCUAAAAUUACCUAUCAAAAAAAAUCUAUUUUUCAUUCCAAUAAUUUUACUAGCAUAGAAAGAAUUUUAAUUAUCUGUGUUAUUAAUGGCAUAAAAAAGUUCAUUUAUUUGAAGUCGUAAAUUAUUUUUCUAAAAAGUAAGAAAUCUUUUUUUGUGAGCGAAGUCGUGCAUAAGACGCAUUUUAGGCGUGGCUCUGGUCACCAAAAAAUAUUGUGAACCAGAAUGUGAAAAACGAGGUGAUUUUAAUUUUAAUUUAAAAUAAAAAUGAAAAAAAAAACUCAUGGAAUUUGGGAUGUUUUUGGGUGAAUUUUUAAAGCAAUUUUGCAUGAAAAUUCACUCAAAAAAAAAUCCCGAAAAAAAAAUUCAAUUACGCGCUGAGUAAUAAAAAAAAAUCUUAACAACAAAAACAACUUAAAAAAGUUUAAUUUUGAACUAACGUAUUUUGUAAAUUAAAGUCUCGUAUUUUAUAAGAAAAACGAAAGUAAAAAAAUGUGAAAAAAAAUAUUCAAAUUAAUAUGAAUAAAAUGCGAAUGAAUGUAAAUGUAGCAAUUUUAAAUUAAAAAAUAAUACAAAUGCGAUAUGAAAUUGUAAUUGAAAAUAAAUUAAAUAUGAAAAAAAUUUCAUAUGUUUUUUGUAUAAGAAUGAUGAAAAUUGAAGCAACAUAAAAUUGAGAGAAAUUUGUCGUCUAAAAUAAAAAGAAUGAAAAAAUGAAUAUAAAA
This is a messenger RNA of Chironomus riparius, 12133 nucleotides long. The record is from the annotation of a GenBank genome assembly. NCBI's taxonomy places the organism in Eukaryota, Metazoa, Arthropoda, Insecta, Diptera, Chironomidae.